AAUGUAAUGUGUUUGAAUAAGUUAGACAAUCGUUUCUGAGUAAACAAGAUUUAGAUAAAUUCCAUCUCUAUCUAACCGGCGCUUCCGCCGAAUCCUAAUUUUCGGAGAUCUUUGUCUACUGGUUUUUGUUUUUUUUUUUCAUGUGUUGCGCUCUCUUCUAUUUUAUUAGUGAGUAAGUAGUAGUAUGCAGGAUAGUAGCUGUAGUUUCGGAUUCAGUUCCGUUAUGUGACUCGGAGUGAAUAGUGCUUGUCCGGGAAAAAUGGCGUCGAGUCGGUGCAGCUCCCCAGACGACGACGGCUACAAAAGAUUCACCGAUGAAGCUCAACAGAACUACGGAUCAAACGAUCCCGCCGCCAAUUCUCUGGAUGAGAUGGGUAGCAGAUCGAGCCUCAGCAGGGAAGUAGACGUUGGUAACGACCAUUGGGGGAUGAAUUACCACGAGGCGGCGAUUUUUCUUGAGGAAGGAGAAAACAACGAGAAGUUUGAUUCGCAUCCGCGACAUCCGGCCGCGCUUCCCGCUUACCUUCUGGUACAUAAUAAUUGGUAUUAUGGCUUGGAUUUGAUUGCUUCUUUGGUUUUGCUGGCGUUGGCCGUGGCUGAAGAACCUGCAGUUGCCGAUUUUACUCUCCCCGUGGGAAUCCAUGGGACUCUGGAGUUGAUGGCGCUAGGAAUUAUAACCAUUGAAUUAUUCUUGAAACUGCAAUGGACUGGUUUCAGCACGAUUUGGAAGCACAAGAGGACUAGUAUAAAGGCAGGAGCUUUACUCAUCAUGGCUUGCGAGGCUUUGAUUGUUCUGAUCAGGCAGGAGAGUCAUUUCAGGGUUACUAGAGCCCUGAGACCUAUUUUCCUAGUCGAUACUAAAGUCUGCGGCAAUGUAAGGAGAUUCAUCAGACAGAUAUUCCAAUCGCUUCCACCGAUCCUCGACAUGCUUGGUUUGCUCAUGUUCUUCGUGUCCAGCUACGCUUUGUUAGGCUACUACCUCUUCAGCGAUCACCAUCACAACUUGUACUUCAAAACAUUACCAGACAGCUUCGUGAGCAUGUUCGUUCUGCUGACGACUGCAAACUUUCCGGACGUCAUGAUGCCUUCAUACGCGAGCUCCAAAUGGAACGCUAUAUUCUUCAUAAGUUACAUCGGCACCGUCUUGUACGUGCUCAUGAACUUGAUGUUGGCUGUGGUAUACGAAACCUUUACUGGAAUCGAAAAGGAUAAGUUCAGGAAAUUGUUGCUGCACAAGAGGAAAGCGUGCAAACUUGCGUUUCCGCUGUUGGUGAGCAAGCAGAAUCCGGAUGGAAUAAAGUUCAAGCAGUUUUCGGGCAUGAUGCAGUAUUACGCUCCAAGGAUCUCUAAUCGCGACGUGGUGCUUAUAUUCAGGCAGCUGAAUGCCUCCGGCUCGGGGAGCUUAACUUCUGAAGAGUUCUUUGGGAUUUACGAUGCCGCCAGUCUGAGGUGGCACUUGAAGGACCCUCCGGAUCCAUGGUUCAACGCCGCUUGGCCUCCGUUGCGUUUUGUUUGCAGAGCCGCAAGGGCUUUAGUUCUUUGGAAAUACUUCGAGCAUAUUGUUUACGUUUUGAUUAUCGGAAACGGAGUGGCGAUGUUCAUUAGAAUUGCGCAAUCCGCGCAAAGCCUUGAAGAGAGCGCAACCAUGUUUUCCAACUCUUGGGACACCUAUCUUUUCCUAUCAAUAUUCCUCUUUGAAGCCUUGAUUCGAGUCAUUGCUAUUGGUUGGACGCAAUACAUAGGCUCGGGAUGGAACAUUUUCGAUCUUGGCGUAACUUUGGCUGCACUCCUAGGAUCUCUAGUACUAUUAUUUAAUCCCACAUUCACAGUGGUUGUUAUUCUACGACCAUUAAGGCUGUUGAGGUUGUUUAAGCUGAAGAAACGCUACCGCGAUAUUUUCGGUACUUUAGUACUAUUAUCACCUCUUAUGUGGUCUACAGCAGUUGUGAUGUUGGUGAUGUACUACUUCUUCGCCAUCAUCGGAAUGGAGCUCUUCGCCAGCUCCUCCGAAGCUCUGAAGAACUGUUGCGUCAACACAACCGUGGAGGAUUUCUUCAAGUACAGCGCGAACGGCACUACCGCCAUCGGUUACUAUUACAUGAACAACUUCGGAAACUUACUAUCUUCCGGGGUAACUCUAUUCGAGCUAACAGUAGUCAACAACUGGUUCAUAAUCAUGGACGCCUUCGCUCACGUCACAAACCAAUACUCUCGCAUAUUCUUCAUGCUGUUCUACCUCUAUACAAUGGUCGUCCUAACCAUAGUCGUGGCUUCAGUCCUCGAAGCUUUCAGAUUCAGAAUACAGUACAAACGCCAAACUUCCAAACGAGAUGAAGAGCAAAUGCUACUUGAGGAAGUACGUGUCGAAUGGAACUCACUAAUUAGUCAGGUGCAGGAUUCCAAAUACAUUGACGGUUUGAGGACGAAUUUCGUGCCUGGAGGUGUAACGAUUUACGUGGGGAAAAGACGAAGGAAUCGCGAGGUUCUGCAGAGGAGGAUGUACAUGGCCGAAAUUGAGAAGUGGUUGGUGGAGGAUGAAGUCCUGGAUCGCGGCAUCGAUCUAAGGGAAGUCGCCGAAGGAAUCCUAGACUCACGACUGAGAGACUCGACUGCUUAAAAAAAAGGAGAGAAGAAUCAUCAUUAAUAAAUCUAGUUAAUCAUAUAUUUUAAGCAACUUUUAUCUAUCAUUUAAACUAAUUGAGUGUAAAUAAUUUGUUUAGGUAAAUUAUUGAGAUAUGGUAGCUUAGAUCUAGUUAUACAUGUGAUAAAAAAAUAUCUUAUCUGGUGAAUUGUGCGUCGGAGCUUAUGUAUAACCAAAGAAUAUCAAUCAGAGUUGAUAUUUAUUGAACACGGUAAAAAUAAUGGUUUUCUUUUAUUAAUUUAUAUGUAUAUUUUAAUACUGAACCGAACAUGCUAAAAAAAUAGUAAUUAACUAAUUAAGACUUUCUUUAAUAAGCGUGUUUGUUUGUACUCCCGUAUCGAUGAGACUUGAUGAAAUGGAUAUUAAAACUAAUUUAUUCUCAGUAUUAAGUAUAUGUAU
Molecule: messenger RNA, 3040 nt
Organism: Nicrophorus vespilloides
Lineage: Eukaryota; Metazoa; Arthropoda; Insecta; Coleoptera; Silphidae
Product: two pore calcium channel protein 1-like
Exons: 6
Coding region: 260-2617 (785 amino acids)
Biological process (GO): transmembrane transport; monoatomic ion transport
Cellular component (GO): endosome membrane; lysosomal membrane
Molecular function (GO): monoatomic ion channel activity; voltage-gated channel activity
Source: RefSeq, a predicted model, not a curated record